AUGCGCACGGCCCUGGGCCAGUUCUCCUUCGCCCUCAUCAUCCUCAAGAUCUUUACGUCUGAGUUCUACGCCAUCGGCGCCCUCUUCGCCGUCUACGGCGCCGCCGUCAUGCUCGUCGCCAUCUACCGCCGCUAUGAGGGCAACCGCCAGUUUCUUCCUUGCCGCUCCGGAGGUCGACGCCCGCUUGGCGACCGCGAACCCGGCCGACGCUGA
Molecule: messenger RNA, 213 nt
Organism: Verticillium alfalfae VaMs.102
Lineage: Eukaryota; Fungi; Ascomycota; Sordariomycetes; Glomerellales; Plectosphaerellaceae
Exons: 1
Coding region: 1-213 (70 amino acids)
Source: RefSeq, a predicted model, not a curated record